AUGCCCGCUACCACGACACUGCUAUCCAGGGCCGGAAGCCAAUUGGCCUCGCGGGGCUCAAUUGCGCUGCGCGGCGCCUUCUCUGCCGCACCAUGCUCGCAACGCACACCUGCCCUCUCCGCCCUUGCGCGGUACUAUGCCUCUAAAUCCUACCCCUCGCACAGCGUUAUCAGCAUGCCCGCCCUCUCCCCGACCAUGACCUCCGGAAACAUUGGCGCAUGGCAGAAGAAGGUCGGCGACUCAAUAGCGCCCGGUGAUGUUCUCGUCGAAAUCGAGACGGACAAGGCACAGAUGGACUUUGAGUUCCAGGAGGAGGGCACCAUUGCCAAGAUUCUCCGCGACGCUGGCGAGAAGGACGUCGCUGUGGGAAGCCCCAUUGCCGUCAUGGUAGACGAGGGCGCUGACGUCUCCGCAUUCGAGGGUUACACUAUCGAGGAUGCUGGCGGCGACAAGAAGCCCGAAACUCCCUCGAAAGAGGGCGAGGCUUCAGAGGCCAGCGAGCCCCCGAGCUCAAACUCCAAGACUGCUCCCCCGGCCAAGGAGUCUGCCCCCGCCGCCAUCGAAUCUGAGUCUACCGGCGACCGUCUAGAGACCGCUCUCCAGCGCCAGCCUGCCAUCUCCCCCGCGGCGAAGAAGCUCGCGCUCGAGAAGGGUGUCCCGAUUAGCGCCAUCAAGGGCACUGGAAAGGGUGGCAUGGUCACCAAGGAGGACAUUGAAAAGUACAAGCCCGCUGGAGGAGCAUCCGGUUCCGCUGCGGGUGUCGCCAGCUACGAAGACACCGAGGCCACCAGCAUGCGCAAGGUCAUUGCCAGCCGUCUCCGCGAGAGCAUGAACGAGAACCCCCAUUACUUCGUCGCCUCCAGCAUCUCCGUGUCCAAGCUCCUCAAGCUCCGUGAGGCCCUCAAUGCCUCAGCUGACGGCCAGUACAAGCUCUCAGUCAACGACUUGCUCGUCAAGGCCCUCGCUAUUGCUGCCCGCAAGGUUCCCGCUGCCAACUCAUCAUGGCGCGAGGAGAACGGCAAGGUCAUGAUCCGCCAGCACAACGUUGUCGAUGUCUCCGUCGCUGUCUCCACGCCCGUUGGUCUCAUGACUCCUAUUGUCAAGAACGUCAACGGACUCGGCCUCUCUUCCAUCUCAUCACAGAUCAAGGACCUUGGCAAGCGCGCACGCGACGGCAAGCUCAAGCCCGAGGAGUACCAGGGCGGAACCAUUACCAUUUCCAACAUGGGAAUGAACCCCGCUGUUGAGCGCUUCACGGCCGUCAUCAACCCCCCGCAAGCAUGCAUCGUCGCCAUUGGCACAACAAAGAAGGUUGCCGUACCCGGCGAACCAUCAGAAGACGGCACCGCCAGCAUCGAGUGGGACGACCAGAUUGUCAUCACCGGUAGCUUUGACCACAAGGUUGUCGACGGCGCUGUCGGUGGCGAGUUUAUGCGCGAGCUCAAAAAGGCAAUUGAGAACCCUCUGGAGCUUAUGCUAUAG
Molecule: messenger RNA, 1482 nt
Organism: Pyrenophora tritici-repentis Pt-1C-BFP
Lineage: Eukaryota; Fungi; Ascomycota; Dothideomycetes; Pleosporales; Pleosporaceae
Product: AceF, Pyruvate-2-oxoglutarate dehydrogenase complex
Biological process (GO): pyruvate decarboxylation to acetyl-CoA
Molecular function (GO): dihydrolipoyllysine-residue acetyltransferase activity
Source: RefSeq, a predicted model, not a curated record